AGAAAAGCGAGUAGUGUUGUCGCCGCCGCUGGCCCGCAGAGAAAGUUGAGCUCGCGUUUCAUCGAUUUUCGCCACUGAACACACACAACACAGGGGUGCAAAAUGUCUGACACCAUCUUCGGAGGCAUUGAAGGAGGCGCCACGCACUCGAAAAUUGCUCUUUACAACGGACUUGGCUCCAAACUGGUGGAAUGCGGAGGCCCCGGAACAAAUCACUAUCUGACCGGCAUGGUUGAAUGUCAGAAGCGGAUCUACAAAAUGGUGCAAGACGCGAAGCAAAAAGCUAAUUUGCCUGAAAACACCACCUUGGCGGCACUUGGGCUGAGCCUGAGCGGCUGCGAAGACCACGAGGGCAACGAGCGUCUCCGCGAGGGUCUGCACGAGGCCUAUCCUGACCUCAGCAGGGCGUACCACGUGUGCAGCGACACCGUCGGCGCCGUCGCGUCGGCCCUCGAGCACGGCGGCCUCGUCAUCAUCGCCGGCACCGGAUCCAACGCGCUCCUCCUCAACCCCGACGGCUCCGAAGGACGGUGCGGCGGAUGGGGCUACAUUUUGGGAGACGAAGGCAGCGGCUACUGGAUUUCCCACAAGGCGAUCAAGACGUGCUUCGACAAAGAGGACGGACUGACCGACACACCCUACAGCACCGACCUCGUCUGGCAGCUGAUUAAGGACCACUUUUCCAUCACCGACAGAUUCGGCCUGCUGCAGCACUGCUACACAAACUUUGAGAAAUCCUUCUUCGCCGGACUCUGCAAGAAGCUGUCCUUGGCGGCCAGUCAAGGUGAUGGCCUCUCGAAAUGGCUUUUCCAGCAGGCGGGCCGCGAUCUGGCUCGAUUCGUCGCUUCCGUCUGGCCCAAAGCACAAGCAAAACUGCUGGAGCAGCCAGGCGGUCUGCCUGUCGUGUGCGUAGGCUCGGUGUGGCUGAGUUGGGAGCACCUGCAGCCAGGCUUUGUCGCCGAGCUGGCGACCCACCCUGAAAUCCGCGAACUCACCCUGGUGCAGCUGAAGAGCAGCGCGGCCGUCGGCGCCACGUACCUGGCGGCGCGCCUCGUCCACAAGGACUUCCCCGCAGACUACGCCAGCAACUACGAGGUCUUCUUCACCUACCACAGAGAGAAACAGACCAACGGCGUGGCCAAGUUCAACGGAGACGUAAACUCAAAAGCAGCGAACGGAAUCACCAACGGCCACUCCAAAACCAACUGAAUCAAAUUAAGAGAAAAUAGGAAAAGGGCCGAAAUAAUUUUUAAUUUGAUAUUAUUUUAUUGAAUAUUAUGCCAAGAUGUCCUGCUGCAAUUAAGCAUUUAAAAAGCAUCACUAUACUCCAUUUUCAAAUAUCAAAAUUUUUAGCAUAAAAUAGAAUGGUUUAUGACAAAAAUAGAACUUGUUCAAAAGAUUGACCUGCAAUGUUUGUAGAGCAUCUAAGAUUACUGUUAAUUAUGUGAAAGUUGUCUAUUUUUAUACAGAGGAGAAAUGACAAAAUAUAAUCAGCUGAC
Molecule: messenger RNA, 1499 nt
Organism: Neocloeon triangulifer
Lineage: Eukaryota; Metazoa; Arthropoda; Insecta; Ephemeroptera; Baetidae
Product: N-acetyl-D-glucosamine kinase
Exons: 7
Coding region: 103-1209 (368 amino acids)
Molecular function (GO): N-acetylglucosamine kinase activity
Source: RefSeq, a predicted model, not a curated record